Molecule: messenger RNA, 1339 nt
Organism: Medicago truncatula (barrel medic)
Lineage: Eukaryota; Viridiplantae; Streptophyta; Magnoliopsida; Fabales; Fabaceae
Exons: 3
Coding region: 39-1154 (371 amino acids)
Source: RefSeq, a predicted model, not a curated record
GGUAGUGAUAUCCCCUUGUUCAGCUUCGAUUCCCGCACAUGCUACUAUGUUCCUCAUUUUUUAUUAUUUUUUCCCAAAAUCCCGCCAAACCUUUUUCAGAAAACCGCCAAAGAAGCAUAAACCUAGUUAUAAAUAUCCAUUGCAUUUCUGUGCUUUCUGCCACACCUAUUGCUGCCGCCGCAGACCAUUGUUCAGCUAUGGCUACUGAAAUUCCUCCAUGUAAAACUGAAAAUUUAGUAAAAGCAACAUGGAAAAUUUCAUCGGAUACCAAAAUGUUACUUGACAUUUGUAUGAGUGAGAUCCGUAAAUGUGGAAAACCCGGUAUUGCUUUUAAGAAUAAGAAAUGGGAGGAAAUACGUGAAGAAUUCAAUAAACGUGCUGAUAAAAACUAUAACCAAAAGCAGUUGAAAAAUAGAAUGGAAACUUUGAGAACUGAUUGGACGACAUGGAAACAAUUAAUUGGUAAAGAAACAGGUUUGGGAUGGAAUCACCAGAUAGGAAAUAUUGAUGUUGAUGCUUCAUGGUGGGAUGCUAAGAUAAGAGGGAAUGUAAAAUAUGCAAAAUUUCGCUAUCAAGGUUUAGAAUUUCGUGAUGAACUGGAAUUCAUAUUUGGGGAUGCAGUGGCAACAAGUCAACGCCAACGGUCACCUGCUUUGGGUGUACCAUUUGAAUCUAGUGACAAAAAUACUACUACAGAUGUGCCACAAGAAAUAAUUGACUCUGAUGAUAGUGAAUUUGAUAUUGGUGACCACUUUAGCCCUGUGGAAAAUACUCAACCCAAAAAGAAAAGAAAGGUUUCACCAGAUAUUGGAGGGAAAGCGACAAAGGGAAAGGCAAAGGUUGGGACGGCAACAAAUAUGAGAAAAACAUUUGAGCGGUUAGUUGAAGCAGCCGAAGGUCAUAAUGAAGUUGAAAAGGCUCAAAUUGCGGCCACCUCUCAUGUCCAUGGAGAGUACUCUAUUCCAGAUUGCGUUAAAUUAUUGAAAAGUGCAAAGGAUAAUGGUUUUUUGAAUGGUCAACAAUUUAGUUAUGCUUUAGAAAUGCUUAAAGAUGAACAAAAUCGAGUCCUACUAAUAACCUUAAAAGAUUCGAAGGAAGAUUUGGUUGAGUGGAUUCUAUACAACUAUGUUGAUAAGAAACCAUCUAAUAUUUAGGUUAAGAUUCGUGUUGGGUUUUCUAGUUAUAUUUGCAUUCAUGCUUUAUGUUUAGAUUUUGCUUUAUGCUUCAUCUUUAGUACUUUUGUUAUUUGGCAUUUAGUAUUUUCCUUUUGGUUGAGAAUUUUGUAUUGAUAUUUAUGCAAUUUUGCAUCGUUCAAGUUUAUGAUGUGUUAUGUUUCUAA